AUGGUUGUUCCGGACACCAGCGCGCCAUCUUCCUCGCAGUCUGCCCACAGGCUCCCCACUUUCUCCGCUUCUCAAGCCCUGCGCACUCUCAGAAUCAGUGGACCUCGCGCCAUCUCAACCGGCCUCAAGCAGCUCGAUGCCCUGUUCCAGCCUCGCACCGCCACCCCGGUACAAGGCGGGCUCAGCCGGGGCCAGGUGACAGAAGUUUACGGUCCUCCGGGUUCGGGCAAGACUGCCCUUGGGCGAGUACAUUGUACUCCACCACUGGCGUUUGUUGCUGACCAUGCAACAGAUGCGGCCAAGGAUGUACCCAAGACACGUCUAGAGACACUGCUGUCUGCUCCACCGUCUGCCGCCCCCGAAGGACCGAGCUCUUCAAUUGACGAGACCCUCUCUGCUGCUGAUAUGCUCCCGCGAUUUCACCAUUAUUCUACGCCAACUUUAGCCCACCUGCUUGCGUUGGUGGCACAUCCAGUUACGGCUUUCCCUCCAGAAGGAACCUGGCUGGUCGUCAUUGACUCCGUGUCCACUCUGUUCGACCACGCUUAUCCGAGGACCGGUGCUGCCAAAGGAAAUAAAAAUGAUAACACGAAAUGGGCAGCGGGUCGGAGGUAUGCUGUGAUGAGUAGUCUAGUGUCUACACUAGGCAAGAUCGCAGCCGUACGCGACAUUCCGGUUUUGCUUACGAACCAAGUGGUGACUCGGUUUCGAGAAGAGUCUAAUGCAUUGCUGGUGCCGGCCAUGGCAGGUCUUGAAUGGGACAAUGGUAUCGCGACGCGACUGGUGAUUUUCCAAGAUUGGCCUCCAGAUCCGGGGAGACUGGCUGGUAUGGACGAUGAGAAGAGGGAAAAAAUCAGAUACAUUGGCGUUGUGAAAGUUGGCGGGAUAGGGCUGAACGAAGGCGACGGGCUGGGCGCUGUGAUUCCAUUCAUCAUUGAACCUUCUGGACUCUCCGACGUCGAUCUGAGAACAGCCGAGGUACCGCUUCAGACAUUAACGUCACCCGUUCGACCGUCUACCAGAAGGCCUAAUGAAGUCCCCGACUCGGAGGAAGAGCUCAGUUCAGAUGAGAUGUACGGCUGGGGCGAAGAUGACGAGCUCGCAGCCGAAGGCCUUCUAAUUGAUGAAGCUGCCCUUGCCGCUGAACGCUCCGAUGAAAGACCAGACCAGCCGCCACAAAAGAAGACCAGGACGGAAGAACCAGCUCGGGUGCUCUCUCCUAGGCAAGAGUGA
Messenger RNA from Diplodia corticola, 1233 nucleotides. RefSeq names its product p-loop containing nucleoside triphosphate hydrolase protein. Bases 1 to 1233 code for a protein of 410 amino acids. The record is from RefSeq and is a predicted model, not a curated record. Gene Ontology annotation, biological process: reciprocal meiotic recombination; meiotic DNA recombinase assembly. Gene Ontology annotation, molecular function: four-way junction DNA binding; crossover junction DNA endonuclease activity. Gene Ontology annotation, cellular component: Rad51C-XRCC3 complex; Rad51B-Rad51C-Rad51D-XRCC2 complex; replication fork. The transcript has 4 exons. NCBI's taxonomy places the organism in Eukaryota, Fungi, Ascomycota, Dothideomycetes, Botryosphaeriales, Botryosphaeriaceae.